AUGUGGGGAUUUUCUGGAGGUUCUCUAGCAACAUCCUGGGCAGCAGCAUUACAGCCUUCUUACGCAUCAGAACUAUCGGAUAAUUUGGUUGGAGCUCUUUUAGGUGGACUCUCGAGUAAUAUAACGAGAGUGGCAUUUGCAAAUGACGGAACUGUGAGAGCAGGACUUAUACCGUCUUGCAUUAUAGGGUCUGGUAAUGAAUAUCCCGAAUUUAAGAAAAAGAUAUACGAAGAAGUACAUCGUUCACGAAAAUUCGCAUUAGAAACUGGUGAGAAAUACUGUAUGCUAAAAGCUGUAGCAACCAAUCUAUGGAGAAACUUCCUCAAAGGUACAAGACCAGUUUUUCCCAAGGGCCCGACAUUGUUACAAGAGGAAGUUAUUGCAAAAGUAAUUGAGGAAAAUUCCUUGAUAAAUUUCGCAGAUACACUUAUACCCGAGAUUCCCAUCUUGAUCUACCAUGGAUCAUUGGAUAAUAUUGUUCCUAUCGAAGAUCCAAGAUCACUCUACGAUUCAUGGUGUCAAAAUAAUAUUGGCUCCUUAGAGUUUGCCGAAGAUAUGACUGCAGGACAUUUUGUUGAAAUGUUUGCCGGAAUUCCAUCUGCAAUUGCUUGGAUAAAGGCAAGAUUCCAAGGGAUUAAACCUGUCGAAGGAUGUGUUCACAAUAGGCGAACUUCUAACCUUCUUUAUCCGGGAAGCAUACCAGCCAUAUUUCAAUACUAUAAAAGGUUGUUGGUACCUGCAAUGAUUAGACAGCUUGAAUUAUAUGAGAAGGCUAGCAAAGAUUCCCAGAUUUCAGAGAAGACAAUAGACGUUCUCAUAGGCAGGUAG
Messenger RNA from Hemisphaericaspora subhashii, 828 nucleotides. RefSeq lists its product as uncharacterized. Gene Ontology annotation, molecular function: triacylglycerol lipase activity. Bases 1 to 828 code for a protein of 275 amino acids. The record is from RefSeq and is a predicted model, not a curated record. Gene Ontology annotation, biological process: lipid catabolic process. NCBI's taxonomy places the organism in Eukaryota, Fungi, Ascomycota, Pichiomycetes, Serinales, Debaryomycetaceae. The transcript has a single exon.